Messenger RNA from Cokeromyces recurvatus, 3677 nucleotides. RefSeq lists its product as uncharacterized. The transcript is spliced from 15 exons. NCBI's taxonomy places the organism in Eukaryota, Fungi, Mucoromycota, Mucoromycetes, Mucorales, Mucoraceae. The record is from RefSeq and is a predicted model, not a curated record. Gene Ontology annotation, molecular function: structural molecule activity; protein heterodimerization activity. The coding region runs from base 45 to 3548 and encodes 1167 amino acids. Gene Ontology annotation, biological process: regulation of transcription by RNA polymerase II. Gene Ontology annotation, cellular component: SLIK (SAGA-like) complex; SAGA complex.
UUUUUUUUUUUCGUUUUACAGAUACUUUCAACACUACUAUUAUUAUGAAUAUUAAAAGAAAAAAUUUACCCUCUUGGCUACCGUUGUCUUUUGUAUUGGCCAAGCACCUCUAUGAGAAUGGAAUACAUAAAUUAUUUUUAACUACGACAGAACGAAAGUAUUUUGAAGACUCGCUAACUUCAUAUGCUGUUUGGAUAGCCUUUGUUAACAAACGAAAGGAAGAAGAAACGCUGGUAGAAAUAAAUACUGCAGUAUUUCGUGUACGUUCGAUGCUUUAUGAACAAUUGAUACCCCAUCUAUUUCCCACUCAUAAUCUAUGUUGUAAACUAAUCGAUCUUGAUUCACUUAUUGCUCAAGCUCACCAAUUAACUUUACCAUCCGAAUCAGUUGUUGACAAAGAAUGGGACACAUAUUUAAAGAAACAUGUUCAUGUUAAGAAGGAAGCAGACUUGCCUACAAUGUCCCAUGAUAAUUCUACUAUUGAAAAUGAUAAUACUGUAAAUGGAAAAAAGAAUGAAAUAAGCCAACAUGAGCAACAACAACAACAACAACAACAACAGCAGCAGCAGCAACAAUUAAAUAACUCAACACUAAAAAUAGAUGAAAUGAGUGUCAUAAUAGACGAUGUUCCACUUAGAGAUGUAUUUCAUACACUUGAAUUAGAUAGAGAUGCUAUGAUUGAACAACGCAAAUUAGAGGAAUUUGAAGCACAAGAAGAACUAAAUGAAGCGGAGGAAGCAAAAGAAAAUGCUACAGCAAAAUCAUUAUCAAUGUUUAAUGCAGAUGGCAAUUUUAAUUUAAAAUAUCUUCUUCAGGGCAUUGUAGCAAAUAGACAAAAGACAUCAUUAUCUGAUCGUGAACUACAGAAUUUAUUAUCAGAUUUUAAACCUCACAGAUCAAAAUGGGCAAAUGAUGAAAGAGUAGGACAAGAAGAGCUAUAUGAGGCUUGUGAAAAAGUAUUGACCGAUUUAAAGAACUAUACUGAACAUUCAACACCUUUCUUGAACAAAGUUAAUAAGCGCGAGGCACCAGAUUACUUUGAAAUCAUUAAAAAGCCAAUGGAUCUUGGAACAGUAACUAAAAAAUUAAAAAAUCUAGUUUAUCGAUCCAAGAAAGAAUUUGCAGAUGAUCUUUAUUUAAUUUAUGAAAAUUGUUUAACAUAUAACACAAAUGCUGCAAGUGAAUAUAGAAAGCAUGCGAUUGCCAUGCGUAGAAAAACAGACAGAUUAAUGGCUAGAGUGCCUGAUAUUAGUAUUAAAGAAAUGAAGACAGAAGUUGAUGAAGAGGGUGAGGAUCUAAGUGAAGAUGAAGAUCAUAGUUCAGAACGUGUAUCAAAGAAAUUAGCAGGUAAACAUAUGCCAUCAGUGGAGCGAAAGUCAACUCCUAUACAAUUGGAUAGACAUUCUCGAGAACGAUCAAUGACACGAGGAUCUAGUGUCGCUCCCACUUCAACAUUAGAAGGUAUGGUUAAUAGUGACAUUGAAAAUGGUAUGACACCUGAAGUUGGGACACCACUUUCACAAUAUGGUGGUAAAACAGUAAAAGGGCAAAAUAAUAGCAGUGAUAUGAAUUACAACAUUGACCUUGAACAAGAGGAUAAGAAAAUAGGAGCAGAAAUUGAUGAUGAUUUAGGUGAAUUUCAAAAUCAAGUAUGGCGCGACAAAACAAAGAAAACAAGAGCGAAAUUAACUACAGAUGUAGAGAAGCAAUAUCAGUUCCCGUUUGGAGAACGUGAAGCACUUAUUAGAUCAGGUCUAGACAUGGAACGAUUCUCAAUGAUUGAGCAUUUACAUGAUAAUCCUGAAUCCAUCAUUAAGCUUGUUCGAUGUGAAUUUGAUCGUUUUUUAAAAUGGACAGAUCGUAGAGCCAACAAUGCAACACUUUAUGAUGAUUUUAGUUUGGAAUCAAGUGAUGAUGAAAAUUUGGAUGCAUUUUUUUCUAGAAAAAUUACAAAGCCUCAAAAACAAGCCGAUGAUUCAACAAGAAAUGAUUUGUUUUUACCGGAUUAUGAGAUUACAAGCGGCAUACCUGAAUUAGAGGGUGUAAAUGAGGAUUUUGCUAUUAGUAGUGAGCCUUCAACAUACCGUGAAAAAUACAACUUUGCUAGAAAAUCUUCAGCUGAUUUAAGUUCAGAGAUUCUAUUAGCAGCUCAAGGAUAUUCGACUAUAUCACUUGAUGAAUAUCCUGAAUUAGAUUUUCCAGACUAUGGCCUAAAUCCUUUAAUAGAUAAAAGUAAUCAUACAUUAGAGCAAAUCAGAUUAAUGUAUUCCAAAUGCAACUCUAUUCGUAAUAAUAUACCGAUAUCAACAUUAGCAUCUUCUAUUGAUAUUAAUAAAUCUGUUGCUGAUAAUGAAGAAAAUCAAAAACAAGUUAUUCAACCUUCCUCAUCAGCUAAAAUACCCCCUUUAAUUUUAACUCCUGAAUCAGGAUACCAAGUAUCUCAAAAAAUACUGUCCAAGCUCUUGACUCAUGCUGGUUUUGAAGGUGCCAAAAUAGGUGCAUUGAAUGUAUUGACUGAUAUCAUGAUUAAUUAUCUAACUAAUAUUGGUAAAACAAUGCGAUCUUACUGGGAUAAAUAUUCUCAUAAGAUGGAAGGCGAUGAAAUGUUGAUUCAUACACUUUAUGAAAAUGGAAUACUCGAUAUUUCCGAUAUUGAAUAUUAUGUGCAUGAUAAUGUUGAGCGAAGUGUGCAUCGAUUAGAUGAUUUGCAUCGUAGACUUCAAACUUCUUAUCAAGAUCUUUUAUCUGGACCUACUGAAAGACCUGUUACGGAAGAAGAUGAAUUGCUUAAUGAUGAAGAGACAUUUGUAACUGGUAUUUUUGGAGAGGAUAUAGGAGAAGAUUAUUUCGGCUUUAAAGAUCUUGGUUUAGAUCAAGAGUAUAAUCUAGACAGUCUUUCGAUACCAAGUCGACUUUGGUUUGGUAAAAAUAAAGAUAAAGCACCAAUCAAAACUACAGCAGCAAAAGAACCGACUUAUAAGUACCCACCUCCAUCAAGCUUUUCACCAGUAAAAUCCGAAAAACAAGUUAUUGGUUUAUUACAAGCUUAUUUUGCUAAACGGCUUUCUGAUCCAAAUCUUCCUUUAGUAGAAGAUGAAUUUCUACCCAACAAAAACAAGAAUCGACCUCGCUAUCCACCCACUAACAAACCUACUGUAGGAAGAAAGAAACUAGCGAAAGAAUCAUCAUCAUCAGCGACAGGUGUUGGUGGUGAACAUAAAAAGCAUAAACGAAAGCGACCUAUAGAAGAGAUUGUGGCAGAAAGGGCGGAAAAAGCUGAGAAGAAGAGAUUAAGAAUGGAAGAGAAAGCGCAAAAGAUUGCAGAAAAGGAGCAAAAACGCCGAUUAAGAGAAGAAUUAAGGGAACAAGAAAAGCAAGCAAGAAUAGAAGCAAAAGAAAAGAGAAAACUGUUAAAUAAAAAAGCAAAACAGCAAGCUCAGCUGGCUAAACAAGGUUCAUUACCAGCUACACCUACCAUUUCUUCUUCUAGCAUUAGUGCUGCUAAUAAUUCACCGUUAGUUAUGGAGGAUGAAGAAGAAGAAGUAUAAAUUCCUUUUGAACCCCUUCCCCUCCUUUUUUUUUUUUCUUUAAUUGUAUUGUAAAUAAAAAUGAAAAAAAAAAUCAUUUGUUAAAUUUAAUAUUAUUAAUAAAAUGAAAAGAUUUAUUAUUAUACUAUA